AUGGGACUUGAGCGGGACCCACACACCGCGCCGUCUGCCGCGACAUCGUCUCGUCGUUCCGAGCUUGUCGCUAAACGACGCCAACUCCGGGAUCGGUGUCUGGAAUUGGAGAUCGCGCUGGAGGUCGCAAAGAACGGCAGCGGCGAUCGGGAAGCCGACGCCGGCGCCGGGUUCGCCCCGGACGAGCCGCUCCGUCCAGUGCGCAUCGACGGCGCCACGCCGCUGGCCGUCGAACUGGAGCACAAGAUCGAUCCGCUCCCGCUGUUGAAUGCACGCGAGCGGGCUGAGCGCCUGAAGUGGUUCCUGCCCAACGUGCGCGUUUUACACGCACAUACCCACAACGGCCGCACCGUGGCGUCCCUGGAAUUCGGUACCACCGACGCAUUUCAGCUCGAUUUCGAGCUGUGCGCAGCUCCUCUGGAGCUGCGCGUUACUCACCUUUCCACGCCUGUGCGACUCGCGCUGGGUCCCUUGGUGACGAGCAGCGUCGCGUGUGGCAACGUCGCGCGGCUGUUGCUCGGUUGCUACGAGUUUCAGCGUCUUUGUGGCCGCAGGCACCGCAUCCUGCGUGCCUUGCAGCGUGCCUUCGCCGCGUGGGGCGCGGCGUUAAGCGGGCCCGCGCGGCUGUCCGUAGCCGCCGCGCGUGGAACUGUGUGCAUUCGAUACGAGUUGCGGUUUCCGCCGGGCUCUGCGCUGCCAAUCUCCGAGAUCACAGUGUCCGUGCACGUGACCGCGAAGGUCGUGGGCAAUCUCCAGGGCAUCGCGCAAGCCCAAGGCAUCGCAGACGCGCUCAUGCGCGAGUACGGCGUCGAGCAUGGGCUCGAAGCGUUCGUGCGCGCGGUCAUCACUGCGUGA
Messenger RNA from Lachancea mirantina, 855 nucleotides. The record is from the annotation of a GenBank genome assembly. Lineage: Eukaryota; Fungi; Ascomycota; Saccharomycetes; Saccharomycetales; Saccharomycetaceae.